Molecule: messenger RNA, 567 nt
Organism: Fusarium vanettenii 77-13-4
Lineage: Eukaryota; Fungi; Ascomycota; Sordariomycetes; Hypocreales; Nectriaceae
Exons: 6
Coding region: 1-567 (188 amino acids)
Molecular function (GO): NAD+ poly-ADP-ribosyltransferase activity
Source: RefSeq, a predicted model, not a curated record
AUGGUGCCAGAGCUACGCCGCUUGAGCGAGAGCAGCAAAUUAUACCAAGAUCAAAGCGAUUUAGAGGAGUCGAACCAAGGACGACGAUUCAACGAGUACUGUAGGCGGGGAGGGGCCAGAUUCAAACGUCGCUACCACGGAACCCGUCGAGCCUGUCUUAUCGGCGAGACGGGACAAGUCUUGGAGCCCUGUGACAACAGCGAGUGCGGAGUUUGUGGAAUCCUCAAGCAUUCUUUCAAAAUCCCGAGAGGGCGUGGGGGUUCAAUGUUUGGAAACGGGGUCUACUCGACGACUAUUUCGUCUAAGGCGGACAUGUUUGCUGAGAACCACCACAUCCACUCUACACUUCACGCUGUCUUCAUCUGCAGGGUCGUCACCAACAGACCUCAGUACCUCCGACACCCUGACAACUACCGGACCCGGCCAGACCCUGGAUUUGACAGUGUGGAGGCUGUUACUCUUCGAAACGGUGGAAACGUCGCAUAUCCGGAAACGAUUGUUUAUCGUGAAGACGCCAUUGUUCCGUUCGCGGUGGUGAUGUACACCCGGCAAGGGUGGUUACCUUGA